Messenger RNA from Cordyceps fumosorosea ARSEF 2679, 900 nucleotides. Its product is annotated as oxidoreductase, short-chain dehydrogenase/reductase family. The record is from RefSeq and is a predicted model, not a curated record. Gene Ontology annotation, cellular component: lipid droplet; endoplasmic reticulum. Bases 1 to 900 code for a protein of 299 amino acids. Gene Ontology annotation, biological process: phosphatidic acid biosynthetic process; triglyceride catabolic process. The transcript has 3 exons. Gene Ontology annotation, molecular function: acylglycerone-phosphate reductase (NADP+) activity; triacylglycerol lipase activity. Lineage: Eukaryota; Fungi; Ascomycota; Sordariomycetes; Hypocreales; Cordycipitaceae.
AUGGCCGACGACUCACCACCACCAGCCCCCAAAACCAUCCUCAUCACCGGCUGCUCUGAGCACGGCAUCGGCGCCGCCCUCGCCCUGCGCCUCGCCGACCAGGGCCACCGCGUCUUCGCCACCGCGCGCGACCUGCGCCGCGUGCCUGCGCGCCUCCGUGAGCACCCCAACGUCACCGCCGUGACGCUCGACGUCACCGACGCCGUUUCCGCGCGGGCCGCCGCGGAGACCGUGCGAGCCGUGACGGCCGGGCGGCGGCGGCCCGCCGGGCUCGACGUGCUGGUCAACAACGCCGGCGCCGGGUGCACGAUGCCGCUGCUGGACCUGGACGUCGACCGCGCCAAGCGCUGCCACGACGUCAACCUGUGGGGGCCCGUACGCACCGUGCAGGCCUUUGCCGACCUGCUCAUCGCCCGCCGCGGGCGCGUCGUCAACAUUGGUGCCGCCUCCGGGUGUCUAUACUCGCCCUGGAUCGGCGCCUACAGCUCAUCCAAGUCCGCGCUGCACACCGUCUCCGAGACGCUCCGCAUGGAGCUGCAGCCGCUGGGCGUCACGGUGGCGUGCCUGGUCACCGGCACGGUGGCGACGCGGUUCCACGCCAACGAGGGCGAGUUCGCGCUGCCGGCCGGGUCGCGCUACGCGGACAUCCUGGAGACGAUAUCGCUGUGGGCGCGCGGCGCGGUCGGCCCCGACCAGGGCACAGUCGACGACUACGUCACGCAGAUCCUGCCCGACGUCCUGGGCAGCUCGCGCGGCGGCAAGCUCUGGAGGGGCGCCAACUCGGGCGCGGCGUGGUUUGCGUCCACCUGGCUACCAGACUACAUCUUGGAUAAGCUGGUCGUACUCAACCACGGGCUUGACAAGUUAACAAGAAGCAUACUGGAAAAGAAGUAUCAGUAA